Messenger RNA from Geodia barretti, 924 nucleotides. Lineage: Eukaryota; Metazoa; Porifera; Demospongiae; Tetractinellida; Geodiidae. The record is from the annotation of a GenBank genome assembly.
UGCGCACAAAAAGUACGCGUGUAGUAUAGUCUAGUUUAUGAGCUAGAGAGCCGAAGGAAACAGCAAGUAAAGAGAGACGCAGACAUGUCAGUAGGAGCUCAUCGACUGCGUGUGCGUAACGCCGCCCAAAUCGUGACCGUGUGCUCGCGAGGAGAGCGAGUGUUGCGAGGAGGGGAGAUGGGGAAUGUGGCCGUGCUGGAGGGAGAAGAAGGAGAAGGAGUGGGGUUGGCGGUGGACGGCGACGGGAAGAUCGAAGCAGUCGACCUAGACUCGGAAAUCGACGCUGCCUUGCAAGGUUGUACUUUUGAUCACGUGAUCGAUGCCAGUGGCCAGUGUGUGAUUCCAGGUCUGGUUGACGCCCACACUCACCCAGUAUGGGAAGGAGACCGAGUCCACGAGUUUGCCAUGAAGCUGGCUGGAGCAACUUACAUGGAGGUCCAUGCAAAGGGAGGAGGGAUUCAUUACACAGUCGACUGCGUUCGUCGUGCAAGUCUGGACCAAUUGUACACCUCUCUGGACCGGCGACUGACUGCCAUGCUGACCACUGGGACCACUGUGGUAGAGGCCAAGAGCGGGUACGGUCUGGACCUGGAGAACGAGACCAAGAUGUUGCGAGCCAUCGAGCGAGCCAAGAGAGAGCACGCCAUGACCAUCUCCUCCACCUACUGUGGAGCUCACGCCAUUCCAAAAGGAAGCACGGCAGAGGAUGCAACUCAAGACGUGGUAAAUGUCCAGAUCCCCGCACUCAGAGAGCUCUGUGCCACUGGCGAACUCAGCAUCGACAACAUCGAUGUCUUCUGCGAGAAAGGGGUCUUUGACACGGAUGCCUCGCGACGGAUCCUCAGCACCGGGAAAGACGCCGGGUGGAAGUUGAAUUUCCACGGAGACGAACUCUUCCCAAUGAAUUCUGGAGAAUUUUUUUGA